Messenger RNA from Spodoptera littoralis (African cotton leafworm), 1194 nucleotides. NCBI's taxonomy places the organism in Eukaryota, Metazoa, Arthropoda, Insecta, Lepidoptera, Noctuidae. The record is from the annotation of a GenBank genome assembly.
AUGGGUACAGUGGAACGCGCUGGUGAUGAUCACACUUCCGAGGUGGAGUCUGGAGAGGAGGAGGAAAUUGUAGGGGGUGGCGAGCUGGCUCAGCACCUCAUGAAAAGCGGCAUUACCCGCAACGAGAUGUUAGCGGCUAUCACCAACCGCAUCCACGUCGAGGCUAUGGCGUCUCUGCCACCAAACGUGCGCAGGCGCAUCCGUGCUCUGCGCACUCUGCAGAAAGAGUUCGUCGACAUCGAGGCUAAGUUCUACAGCGAAGUUCAUGCGCUUGAGUGCAAAUACGAGAAAUUGUACAAGCCUCUGUUUGAAAAGCGUGCUUCGGUUGUGAACGGCGGCUACGAGCCUACUGAUGAGGAGUGCCUGAACCCUUGGCGCGAUGAGAAUGAGGAGGAGGAACUCGCGCGCGCAGUGCAGAGUGCUGCCAUCACCGACGGUUCUGAGGAGAAGAAACCUGAAGAGAAACCUGCCGAGCCACCAAUGGAUCCUAAUGUUAAGGGCAUCCCAGACUUCUGGUACACCAUAUUUAAGAAUGUUUCUAUGCUGUGUGAGAUGAUGCAGGAGCAUGACGAACCCAUUCUCAAAUGUUUGCAGGAUAUUAAAGUGCAAAUGCACGAGGAUCCUAUCGGUUUCACGCUGGAAUUCCACUUCGCGCCCAAUGAUUACUUCACAAACACCAUCUUGACGAAGGAAUAUUCAAUGAAGUGCAAGCCUGAUGAUGAGAACCCCCUGGAGUUCGAAGGUCCCGAGAUCUACUCAUGCAAGGGUUGUGAGAUCAACUGGAAGAAGGGCAAGAAUGUAACAGUGAAGACGAUAAAGAAGAAGCAGAAGCACAAGUCCCGUGGUUCAGUGCGUACCGUCACCAAGUCGGUGCAGGCUGAUUCAUUCUUCAACUUCUUCUCGCCACCCACCAUGCCUGAUGACCCCAACUCCACUCUCGCCUCUGAUAUUCAGGCGCUGCUCACAGCCGACUUUGAGAUCGGUCACUACAUUCGCGAGCGUGUCGUGUCCCGCGCCGUCCUGCUCUACACCGGCGAGGGUCUUGACGACGACGACGAUGAUGAUUAUGAGGAAGAGGAGGAGGAGGAAUGCUCCACGGAAGAGAGUGAAGACGAGGAGCCAGCGCCGCGGAGACGAGGCAAGAAGCCCAUCAAGGGCGCGCAGGACAACCCCGCCGAGUGCAAGCAACAAUAG